CACAGCCUGCUCGGACCGCGCCUUCGUCUCACCCGCCCCUGCGAGCCCCGCGGCGCGGGCGAACAGGCGGACUCGUGGAUCCGCCUGACGGGGACGGGGUUCCGGGCCGCACUGCGCAUGCCCUGCAGUCAUGGCUGGCGGAGGCGGUGGUUCGCGGCGGCGCGCUGCGCGCGGCGGUAAUUAGUAAUUGUCCUCCUGCUCCUGGGAGGCGAGGCGCGUGGGGCGCGGCUUCCCGGUGGCUGCGCGGCGGUACCCCAGCCCGGCCCGAAGGGCAGCCGGGCAGAUGAGACCGCCGCUUCUCCGUGCCCUGUAGAGGCUUCUGAGACAGAAGCACGGACCGGUUCCGAGCCCUCCGGACCGCCCGCGGGGAACUGAACCGGCGCGCGGGGCCGGGCCGUGGGACGGCGAGGCCGCGGAGAGGAAGGUGCAAUGGCGAGGAAUUUAUCUGUAAUCCUGAUUCUGACCCUCACCCUGUCAGUCACAAAUCCCCUCCACGAACUAGAACCAGCAACUGCUUUCCCUCAGACCACUGAGAAAAUUAUUACAAAUUGGGAAUCUGGCAUUAACGUUGACUUGGCAGUCACCACACGGCGACAUCAUCUACAGCAGCUUUUCCAUCGCUAUGGAGAAAAUAAUUCCUUGUCAGUUGAAGGAUUCAGGAAAUUGCUUCAGAAUAUAGGCAUAGAUAAGAUUAAAAAAAUCCAUAUACACCAUGACCACGACCAUCACUCUGACCAUGAUCACCAUUCUCACCGUAAUCAUGCUCCUUCCAAUAAAAAUAAUCGGAAAGCUCUUUGCCCAGACCAUGAGCCCGAUAGUUCGAGUAAAGAUCCCAGAAGCAGCCAGGGAAAAGGAUCUCACCGAUCAGAACAUGCUAACAGUAGAAGGAAUGUUUUAAUCAAGGAUGGUGUUACGGCUAGUGAAGUGACCUCCACUAUGUAUAACACUGUCUCUGAAGGAACUCACUUUCUAGAGACAAUAGACACUCCAAAACCUGGAAAACUUUUCCCCAAAGAUGUGAGCAGUUCUACUCCACCCAGUAUCACAGAAAAAGGCCGGAUGAGCCAGCUGGCCAGUAGGAAAACAAAUGAAUCUGUGAGUGAGCCCAGAAAAGGCUUUAUGUAUUCCAGAAACACAAAUGAAAAUACUCAGGAGUGUUUCAAUGCGUCCAAGUUACUCACGUCUCAUGGCAUGGGCAUCCAGGUUCUGCUGAAUGCAACAGAGUUCAACUAUCUCUGUCCAGCCAUCAUCAAUCAAAUUGACGCUAGAUCGUGUCUAAUUCAUACAACGAGUGAAAAGAAAGCUGAAAUCCCUCCAAAGACCUAUUCUUUACAAAUAGCCUGGGUUGGUGGCUUUAUAGCCAUUUCCAUCAUCAGUUUCCUGUCCUUGCUGGGGGUUAUCUUAGUGCCUCUCAUGAAUCGGGUGUUUUUCAAGUUUCUCCUAAGUUUCCUUGUGGCACUGGCUGUCGGGACAUUGAGUGGUGAUGCUUUUUUACACCUCCUCCCACAUUCUCAUGCAAGUCACCAGCACAGUCACAGCCAUGAAGAACCAGCAAUGGAAGCGAAGAGAGGGCCACUUUUCAGUCAUCUGUCUUCUGAAAACAUAGAAGAAAGUACCUAUUUUGAUUCCACGUGGAAGGGUCUGACAGCUCUGGGUGGCUUGUAUUUCAUGUUUCUCGUCGAACAUGUGCUCACAUUGAUCAAGCAAUUUAAAGAUAAGAAGAAAAAGAAUCAGAAAAAACCUGAAAAUGAUGAUGAUGUGGAGAUUAAGAAGCAGCUGUCCAAGUAUGAAUCUCAACUUUCAACAAAUGAGGAGAAAGUAGAUGCAGACGAUCGACCUGAAGUCUAUUUACGAGCAGACUCACAGGAGCCUUCCCACUUUGAUUCUCAACAGCCAGCAAUCUUGGAAGAAGAAGAGGUCAUGAUAGCUCAUGCUCAUCCGCAAGAAGUCUAUAAUGAAUAUGUACCCCGAGGGUGCAAGAAUAAAUGUCAUUCGCAUUUCCAUGAUACCCUCGGCCAAUCAGACGAUCUCAUUCACCAUCAUCAUGACUAUCAUCAUAUCCUCCACCACCACCACCACCAAAACCACCACCCCCACAGCCACAGUCAGCGCUACUCUCGGGAGGAGCUGAAAGACGCCGGCAUCGCCACAUUGGCCUGGAUGGUGAUAAUGGGCGACGGCCUGCACAAUUUCAGCGAUGGCCUGGCAAUUGGGGCUGCUUUUACUGAAGGUUUAUCAAGUGGUUUAAGUACUUCUGUUGCUGUGUUUUGUCACGAGUUGCCACAUGAAUUAGGUGACUUUGCUGUUUUACUAAAGGCUGGCAUGACUGUUAAGCAGGCUGUUCUUUAUAAUGCUCUGUCAGCCAUGCUGGCAUAUCUUGGAAUGGCAACGGGAAUCUUCAUUGGUCAUUAUGCUGAAAAUGUUUCUAUGUGGAUAUUUGCACUUACUGCUGGCUUAUUCAUGUAUGUUGCUCUGGUUGAUAUGGUACCUGAGAUGCUGCACAAUGAUGCUAGUGACCAUGGAUGUAGCCGCUGGGGAUAUUUCUUUUUACAGAAUGCUGGAAUACUUUUGGGUUUUGGAAUUAUGUUGCUUAUUUCCAUAUUUGAACAUAAAAUUGUGUUUCGUAUAAAUUUCUAAUUAGGGUAUAAAUUCUAGAGUAGCUUAAAAAAUAUAGCUGUCUGUAGUUUGAAUAGGUCAUAGGGAAAUGAGAGUUCUUAUGCUGUGAUACGCAGACUUUACGGUUAGUGGAUUUUGUGUGUUUUUUUUAAUUGAAUAUUUCCAUUUGUUGUGCUUUAUAAGGUCAGUUUUGGUGGUAACAUAAAGGUACGUUUUAAUAUUUAAGUUAUUCUGUUUUGGGAAUAUGAGCUGUAUGUGCAAUUUACCAGUUUUACCAGUUUAUUGUAUAAACAAGAGAUUUGGCAUGACAUAUUCUGUAUAUUUCAGGAAAAAUGUCUUGAAUCCUUUUUGUAGAACUAAUCUAACACAGCAAGCCCUGUGCUGGAUGUCAGGCCUCUGAAGAACUGCUGGUGUUGAGGAGCAAGGACGCACACAAAGCCUAAGAUACCAAUAAAGCUCGUACUGAAUUUAAGCUAAGAAAUAAAAAGAAGAAUCUGUAAGAAUAAAGAAAACACAGAUGUCUUACCCAAAAAAGUCACAAAACUAGUUAUAAAAGAGAAGGAAAUUUUUGAAUUAAAAAAAAGCAGUGUUAGUAUAGAGUACACAUGCAUAAACAUUUUUGUCAGUAAAAUAAACCACAAUGAGCACUUUUUACUAAUUUAGUUGUACAUUUAACUUUGUAUAAUAGAGAAGUCUUAAGUAUAUUUAAUGAGCUCAAGCAUAUAUAGCUUAACCAAGAAAUUGGAAUCUUAAAAUAUUUGUAUGGAGAUAUACCGGAUGAGUACGAGUAAGUUUAUGUAUGGUCAGAAAACUUGGCUGUUGAGUGUUCUGGUUAUCUGGUUUGCCAGAUGUCAGCGUAUUAGAACUUUGAGAUAGGUAAAGACCUGAAAACCAUUCUGAGUGUAAUUUGACUUCUUGGAUUCAGAAAGUACUUUGGUAUCUUUCAGUGCUUCAGUGUUGUCACUUUCAGCAAUUAUCAUGUUUAUAUGUAGUACUUUAGACAUACUAGGGCUGUCUGUGGCAUUCUCUAGAUGUUGCUUUUCUACAAAAUAAAUCCCCCAUGUCAGCUUGGUAUCAGAUACCUGAUUUUCUUUUCUGUCUUUUACCGUCGUAACCAUUUGUAAGUAUACAGUUCAUUAAAGUAUAUUCACCCUGCUGUGCA
This is a messenger RNA of Prionailurus viverrinus (fishing cat), 3778 nucleotides long. RefSeq names its product solute carrier family 39 member 6 (gene SLC39A6). Gene Ontology annotation, cellular component: membrane. NCBI's taxonomy places the organism in Eukaryota, Metazoa, Chordata, Mammalia, Carnivora, Felidae. Gene Ontology annotation, biological process: intracellular zinc ion homeostasis; zinc ion import across plasma membrane. The coding region runs from base 430 to 2637 and encodes 735 amino acids. Gene Ontology annotation, molecular function: zinc ion transmembrane transporter activity. The transcript has 10 exons. The record is from RefSeq and is a predicted model, not a curated record.